AUGAAGUCACAUAAAUUUCGAGAAGAAUCGAAUAUGAACGCAACAACACUCCACGAUGCGAUCACGACAGUAAUAAAUCCCGACAGCAACAACAAUGGAAACACUCUGAACGGUGAAGCAGAAAGUUGGAAACCUAAAAAAAUAACUGCUCUUUCCAAGAGAAAAAAAUUGUCAAUGAAAUUGUUAGGAGAUGUUUCUAGCUAUGAUGAAGGCGAAUUAUUGAGUUUGUUUGAUGAGGCAGAAUCGCAAGGAAACAUUACGCUCAUGAUGAAGAUAUUGAAUAGGCUUAUUGAAUGCAAAAUUAUAUAUUUUGAUUUUAUGCAUCGAAUGAUGAAUGUUUAUUACAAAUAUGGAAUUGCAAAUGUAGAGCAUAGUUCUGUGAACAAUAAGAAAGAAGUGGAGCGAAAAGAAACAAGUCAAGAAUCGGAUAUUUACAACCAAUAUUCACAUAUUAUUGAACUGUUUCAGUAUUUGAUUGAAAUGGGAGAUACUUUGUCACAUAGAUCUCACGUUUGCGAUACGAUAGCUGUUUGUCUGUACACAAUUUUCAACAAACUUGAUGUAGACACAUAUGGAUUCAUAGAUGGUGUAUAUAUUUCCAAAAGUAGUGCCAAAAGCGUGUUAUUAACCGCACCACUUGUUUUUGAAAAAUCUCUAGAAUUCCUAAAGCAAGCUCUGAACACUGAUAAUUUUAAUUCUAAUUCUGAAAAGAUGAAUUGUUACAGACACUUUCAAGAGUGUUAUUACUUGUAUGGACACCGACUUACAUCUAAGGCGGAUUUCAAUAAGGCCUUUGAAAUGUAUUGCAAAGGAGUCGAGUGGGUAAAGCUUGAAUUUCAUGGCUCGCCGAAUACCUCUGGUCGUAAUGUUAAGGAUUUCAUUUCUAACCAUAGCGUUGUGUCCAAGAUGGUGCAAAGUGUGAAAUCAGAUUUCGAGCAAAGCUCUCAAUAUUUGACCAAGUUCGAGCAUGUCAUUCAGUCUGCUGAAAUUACGCCCCAAUGUGUAUGUUCAACAUGCAGACAAUAA
This is a messenger RNA of Naegleria lovaniensis, 1026 nucleotides long. RefSeq lists its product as uncharacterized. Bases 1 to 1026 code for a protein of 341 amino acids. The record is from RefSeq and is a predicted model, not a curated record. The transcript has a single exon. Lineage: Eukaryota; Heterolobosea; Eutetramitea; Acrasida; Naegleriidae.